UUUGGUUUGGUCUGUUGUUGUGUUUUAUACGCAACAUAGGAAAACGCACUUCAGCUCGACUACAUAAUAUUGUAAUGACGCUAUUAACGUCGCGGCCAAUAUCAUCUUCGCACUUCUCCGUCACAACUCACAACUACACUCGGGUCCAGCGAUGAAAACGUUUAUCACUAUAAUACACACUAAUAUACUACAUAUUGGGCUUAUUAAGUAUAAAUAUGUGUCGAGAAACGCAGAUUGUGCUACCUGUGUGGACAGAGUAUUGUGCAUAAAAUGUUGUUUUUAUUUUUUACGCGCUUUGCCGUAGCCAUCGGUCUGCAGAUAGUAGACACCACACUGCUGCUUUUAGACCCGAGAACAAAAACAAUAAUGUUAAUAAUCAACAACGGUUAUUUUUUUAUCGGCCCGUCCGUACGCAAUCACGGGAUUUGUGCCACUUGAGUCGGUCGCAGUUCUUAGAUUAGCCAUUGACGACGUGUAAAUUAUGCAAAAAACGUGUCUUUUCAGUCGCUCAUCAAACCUAAGGACGCAGCGGAUCGCGAUUCGUCGUGAAUUCGCCCACGACCGAAUUGAUAACAGCUGCAGGUGAUUCGAAAGUCUCGUCCGACCAUCGUUUAUUAUUAUUAUUAUUAUUAUAAUUAUUCGAUAUCGGUUUUUGUGUAACGCAAAAAAUGGCCGAGACGACAAAACCUAACUCAAACGACCAUGUUAAGAAAAAGCAAAUGCAGAAGGCGAUUAAAAACCAAAAAAUCUAUAAGUUCCUUCAUCAACACGUACCGAUUACAAAGUGGCUUCCAAAAUAUAACGGUAAAAUGGCAAUGGGUGACAUGAUAGCAGGUAUCACAAUUGGACUCACGAUGAUACCACAAAGCAUAGCAUAUGCGUCUCUGGCUAAUUUAUCACCACAGGUUGGGUUGUAUUCAUCACUGAUAGGAGGAUUCAUAUACAUGAACUUCGGUACCGUUAAACAGGUUUCCAUGGGACCUACGUCUCUAAUGGCUCUGCUCACUUACGAGUACACAAAAAAUUUGACUCCGCAAUAUGUAGUGCUUUUGACGUUCAUGAGCGGAAUCGUUGAAAUGUUGAUGGGAUUAUUUAAAUUGGGAUUCUUGGUUGAUUUUAUAUCUACACCGGUGACAUCGGGCUUUACAACCGCUACUUCAAUUAUUGUCGUGAUGUCGCAAAUAAAGGGUAUUUUGGGUGUAAGGUUCAAAGGUGAUACAGUUAAAGAUAUAUUGGAGAAACUGAUUGAGCACUUCCACGAGAGGAGGAGCGGUGACAUGAUUUUAGGAAUAGGCGCUAUUAUUGUAAUACUAUCAUUGAGGGAAUUACGAAAUGUGCCAGCCAAAGGGUUUUUGAAAAAUUGCUUAUGGUUCAUUUCCCUAAGUCGAAACACAUCCGUCGUCUUAUUUGCAAUGUUUAUCACGUACUUAUUUGAAUCCAGCGGAACUCCACUGCCGUAUUUGACCUCAGACACUGCUAAAACUGGACUGCCGUCACUACAGUUUCCGCCCUUUGGAUACACGUCAGGAAACACGACCGUGACGCUGUCCGAGAUGUUGUACGAGAUCCGGUCUGCAAUAUUCAUCAUACCACUUGUGUCGGUGUUGGCCAACGUGUCUAUUGCUAAAACUUAUGCUAACGGAGGUAUAGUAGAGGCCACGCAGGAGAUGUUGGCUUUGGGCAUGUGCAAUAUAGCAGGGUCGUUCAUAAUGUCGAUGCCCACAUGUGGUGCGUUCACUCGGAGCGCCCUGAGCCAAGCCAGCGGUGUCCAAACGACGUUGUCCAACAUAUACGCCAGCGGUUUAAUAUUGCUGGCUAUUUUGUUCCUCACCCCUCAUUUUCAUCUCAUACCUAGGGCAAUACUGUCCUCGAUUUUGAUAAGUGCUGUAUUGUUCAUGGUAGACUAUCAGAUAAUCAAACCUCUUUGGAAGACUAACCGAGCGGAGCUAUUCGUCACACUAGUCACACUUUUGAUAAGCCUUUUCUUUACCGUCGAAAUCGGUUUACUUGCAGGCAUUUGUGCAAACAUUAUUCAUUUAGCUUUAAUGUGGUCUAGACCUAAACUAAAAAUUGAAUUAAUGAAAUCCAAAGGAGUAGAGUUCGUGUUAAUAACACCAAACAACGGACUGUAUUUUCCCGCGAUAGAUUAUUUGUACAGGGAAAUCAUGCGAAUUCCAAAACAGGAAGGCUACGCAAAAAUACCUUUGGUCAUAAAUUGUGCGCACUUGAAAGGAUUGGACUACACUGCUGCAAAAGGAUUGAGCCUGAUAUCUUCAGAGAUCCAGGCUAAAGACCAACGUUUUAUUGUCCUAAAUGCAUCGGAAAAAAUGCGAUAUGUGUGCCGGAAGUCCGGCUGUAAGUCGAUGGUGUUCUGUAAUUCGUUCGACGCACUACCUGCUGCAAUUUUGGGUGAACAAUGCAAAGAAAAAUGUAUACUGAAUAGCUCAUCGAUGAAGCGUAACGAUACCGUGGUCGUCGACGUUCCAAUCAUGCUGGCCGAGGUGACUCCGCUGUUAAAUAUCAAGCCUUCGAAUGGUAACGACGCCAAAGUUGACCUUUAGCAGUGAUAAGCGGUUAGAUACCAGAAGGUAUGUGUGGCACACUCAAAUUUUCUUUCAUUUGACUCCCUUCCUUGAUUUUUUUUUUAAAUGGUCACUCUAAUUGCCUACCGAUUUUAAAAAUAUCAUUCUAUUGAUUUGCAUCCUAAAGUUGAACAAAACUCCAUCUUGUAUAAUAAAAAUAUAAUAUCGAAUGUCGAUUUAUUAAUUUUUAUAUUACGGUAGGCGAUUCGAGUGAAAAUAGUCUACUACUUAGUUUUGGAAGGCAAUUCAUUGCUUCCCUGUGUUCUGUACAUCUAAUAUUAUUAUUAUUAUUAUUAUAUUUAUUAAUACUACAUUAUUAUAUAAAGUGUUUUGUUAAUAAUAAUAUUUAUUAUAAUGAUCGUUAUAUUCUAUACCGUUCGACUGUAAAUACAUUAUUUGUAAAUAAAAACACGAUUAAUAUGUUAUAAUGUUAAAUGUGUAACGGAUUUGUCGUAAUUAUAUUGCGCUUAAGCGAUUAUUGUUAUUAUGUACCUAUUACUGUCAUAUUUCACUGUUCCGUUUUUGUGACUAUACUGCCGUAAAAAUUUUUUCGUGUAGAAUUUUUUGUAUUGAAUUAUAAUAAAUAUACUUAUAUUUCAUUAAUA
Aphis gossypii (cotton aphid) is the source of this 3187-nucleotide messenger RNA. RefSeq names its product sodium-independent sulfate anion transporter-like. Gene Ontology annotation, biological process: transmembrane transport. The transcript is spliced from 10 exons. NCBI's taxonomy places the organism in Eukaryota, Metazoa, Arthropoda, Insecta, Hemiptera, Aphididae. Bases 669 to 2561 code for a protein of 630 amino acids. The record is from RefSeq and is a predicted model, not a curated record. Gene Ontology annotation, cellular component: membrane. Gene Ontology annotation, molecular function: secondary active sulfate transmembrane transporter activity.